Messenger RNA from Pungitius pungitius (ninespine stickleback), 1369 nucleotides. RefSeq names its product homeobox A11b (gene hoxa11b). The record is from RefSeq and is a predicted model, not a curated record. Gene Ontology annotation, cellular component: nucleus. Gene Ontology annotation, biological process: regulation of transcription by RNA polymerase II; anatomical structure development. The coding region runs from base 53 to 907 and encodes 284 amino acids. Gene Ontology annotation, molecular function: RNA polymerase II cis-regulatory region sequence-specific DNA binding; DNA-binding transcription factor activity, RNA polymerase II-specific. The transcript is spliced from 2 exons. NCBI's taxonomy places the organism in Eukaryota, Metazoa, Chordata, Actinopteri, Perciformes, Gasterosteidae.
AGCGCAGCGGAGGAACUAUGCGAGGACCAUAGGAGGUUUCCAACGCUCGAAUAUGGAUUUUAAUGAGCGGAUUUCUAGCUCGAAUAUGUAUUUACCAAGCUGCACUUACUAUGUCUCCGGAGCGGACUUCUCAGGUCUCCCACAUUAUUUAACCCAGAGCCAGUCCUCGUGCCCCAUGACCUACCCUUACCAGUCCUCAGCCCUGCCACAGGUCCCGUCCGUGAGAGAGGUGGCUUUCAGAGACUAUGGGAUUGAUACGUCCAAUAAAUGGCACCAUAGCAGAGGGAGCUUGUCACACUGCUACCCGGAGGACCUCGUGCACAGGGACGGCUGGACGAGCCCAACCUCUCGGGGGGGAGAGAUCCUGGUGAAAGGCAUCUCCGGCAGCGGCCACCCGGGCGCCUCCAACCCGACCCCCGGCUUCCACGGCAGCGUGGGAAGGAAUGGCGUCCUGCCGCAGGCGUUCGACCAGUUCUUCGACACCGCCUACGGGAGCGCGGAGAUCGCCGCCACGACGCCGACAGCACAGGCGGCGGCUGCGACGGCGGCGGGCUCGGACAGACACGCCGCCAAAACGAGCCCCGCUCCGGCUCAUCCGUGCUCGGACAUGGCGGAGAGCUGCAGCCCCAAGUCGUCCUCCGGCCACAGCGAGGAGAAACAGAGCAAAAGCAGCAGUGGCCAGAGGACGCGCAAAAAGAGAUGCCCCUAUUCAAAGUAUCAGAUCAGAGAACUGGAGAGGGAAUUCUUUUUCAGCGUUUACAUCAACAAAGAGAAGCGCAUGCAGCUCUCUCGGAUGCUCAACCUGACAGAUCGCCAGGUCAAAAUCUGGUUUCAGAACAGGAGGAUGAAGGAGAAGAAACUGAACAGAGACCGUUUACAGUACUACACCACGAACCCCCUGCUAUAAACACUGAACAAAGACUGUCGCUGACGUGCAGCCAUUCAGCCAGUCACCAAGACUAUACACUGCUGCAUAUUUUACAGGAUGGCAAAUUUUUAAUGUGCACACUUCAUAUCAAAUUUUAUAGUAUUUAUACACUAUUUUGUCAUUAAACACCGUUGAAAUUAUUAUUAUUAUUAAUUAUAACGAAUAUGGCUGUUAUUCAGCCUGCCCAAACAACCAACAGUUUUCCCAUGGUUAAAGUUACGUGGUUGCGUGGUGUGCUUAAGUGUCCGGAUUCAUUUUGUUUUAUUUAAUAAUAAACGGAUAUUACUGUACCGUCAUUUUUUAUUUUUUAUUUUCUUACAUUUUAUGGAUUCUAAAUGUGUUCAUAUUUACGCACGCAGGCUGUUAUCUUUACACCAAAACUACUGUCCGUGUAUUUUUCUCCAGUUUCUUGUAAUAUUUUAACUUUAUUGUACAAAUACA